Camellia sinensis is the source of this 1303-nucleotide messenger RNA. RefSeq lists its product as uncharacterized. The record is from RefSeq and is a predicted model, not a curated record. NCBI's taxonomy places the organism in Eukaryota, Viridiplantae, Streptophyta, Magnoliopsida, Ericales, Theaceae.
GUUACUCUCUCUCUCUCUCUCUCUCUCUCUCUCUCUCUCCUAUAAAAGCCUUUCGAUUUUGGACGCGCCAUCUCUUUCUGUCCCGAAGGUGAUUUUUUCGACAACCGAUCGGAGCUGACGGACUGGCCGGACCGGCGAGGUUUCGCCGUCGUGUGAGUCGCCGGAGAUUUGUCUUCUUCGUUCUCAGAUCUGUGAAAGUCUCUCUCUGGAAGGUACAGUGUUGGUGGCUUUUGUAGUUUGGAGGUUGUACAGAUUACAGAAAUUGUAUGAUACCCAGAUGAGCAAAACUGAUGUUAUUGGCAGUGGAAGGAGGAGGGUUUUUCUCUUCUUCAGCUUCUGGCUAUAGCAAGGGUCUGACCCUUCUUCUCUUGGGUCAGAGGAACGAAGAAAAACCCAUGAGAGUUUCUCCGUGGAAUCAAUACCAGUUGGUGGACCAAGAAUCCGAACCUGACUUCCAGCUGGCUUCUAGGAAGAACCGACUUGUCCACGGGUGCGCUCCCUUUGUCUGCUUUGGUCGCGCCACCGCAGGACUUGAAAGCCCAUCUCCUUUAAAAGUAGGCCCUACCCAACAGCAGGACACCCUGCCUAAGGCCCCCCGUGUAGCUGACAAGGGCAAGGAUCAUAUCCAUGCCACUAAACUUGUUGACGAUGACAAUAACUCAAGCAAGCUUGCUUUUAAGAGUAGCUUGAAGAAACCUACCAAAACCAUACCAGUUUUUGGUGGGGUUGCUAAUGAACAUGAGGUGUUGUGUGAGAAGGGAAGCGAUAUCUCGGGUCAUAUGGAGAGGAGGAAAGUGCAGUGGACAGAUACUUCGGGAGGAGAGCUUACUGAGAUCCGGGAAUUUGAACCCAGUGAAGUGGGUGGAUCAGAUGAUGAAUUUGACAAUGGGAAUGACAAGAGCUGUUUGUGUAGAAUAAUGUAGUUUUAGUUUCGUCUUUUACUAGAACCAUGUGUGGGUUCAACUUCUACUAGAAGGCCAUGAAUGAGGUAAUGGUUGAGUCACCAUUGACAGAGCUCGCUUCAUUUCUACCAUGUUCUGCUGAAGUUUGGACAAAAUGAAGAGUGGGAUUUCGAGUUAAUAGAACGUUCGACGACCAUUACGAGGAUUUCUGAUCCGGGCAGGCUUCAUCAGGGAGGACUGAUCAGUCGUGUCGAUAUUCCAUUGCUUGGGAUUUCAAUUUUGGCUAUCUGGUUUUUACUUUGUUUUUCUCUUUUUUAUAUAUUCAUGUUCUUUCACAAAUGACUGCAUUGACCAUUGUUUUACCGUAAUUAAUGUGGUAUUUUCAGUUUCAUUUUUCUGUA